Carlito syrichta (Philippine tarsier) is the source of this 3175-nucleotide messenger RNA. It is a transcript of the gene TMEM123, whose product is annotated as transmembrane protein 123. Lineage: Eukaryota; Metazoa; Chordata; Mammalia; Primates; Tarsiidae. The transcript is spliced from 5 exons. The coding region runs from base 1 to 741 and encodes 246 amino acids. The record is from RefSeq and is a predicted model, not a curated record. Gene Ontology annotation, cellular component: cytoplasmic vesicle.
AUGUCUGGGGACGAGGUGAGCGUUGAAUUGGCCCCGGCGUGCAUCCUGUCCCUGGUUUGCUUCCUUGUCUCCCUCGCCCAACCCCCAGCUCCACGCUGGAAAGGAUUGUAUUUCUUCUCUGCCGCAGAGCCUUCUAGCCUGGUUCUUGGCACAGAGAAGAUGCUAGGCUGGUGUUUGGAAAGACGCCAGGGGGAGUCAGGCCUGGAGAGGCUUGAGGACAGAAGCCCCUUGGCGGCUGGCUGGGAUGUCGUCACCGCUGCCGUGUGGGGGCAGGUGUGUGGCUUUUGUCACAGUGUCCCAGCAGGGCCUGGCAACCAAACAGUCGAGGCUUCCAACACCACUGUGAAACCAUCGGCGACUUCAACUACCGAAGUCUCUGGCAAUACCACAGCCUCCACCACGAAGUCCACAGCAACGUCUAAAAUGACAACGCCUGCACUGGUCCCAACAAAUAUGACUUCUACAGCCAAACCGAGUAUUCCACAAAACACAACUCAGGUGUCAACAUCCACGAUAGCCACAGCCCACAAUAGUUCGGUGACAUCUGUUUCCUCGUCAGUAACAAUCACAGCAACCAUUCAUUCUAAAAGUAAAGGAUCAAAAUUUGACACUGGGAGCUUCGUUGGUGGCAUCGUAUUAACCCUGGGUGUUUUAUCAGUUCUUUACGUUGGAUGCAAAAUGUAUUACUCAAGAAGAGGCAUUCGGUAUAGAACCAUAGAUGAACACGAUGCCAUCAUUUAAGGAAACCCAAGGGCCGAGGAAAGAUGAUGGACGCAGCCCUGUCGAUUAAUCUUGGUUUAUUCAUAGCCGAAAACAACGUUCUCUUCUUGAAAGUAAUAAAUAGGCCAUGCACAUAAUGGAUAACAUAAAUAUGUAAAGACUUUUCAUGAUUCCUAAAGGUAAAAAAGAUCUGGGUUUUUUAAUAAACAUUUGGCGCUUACAGACAGUUAACACAAUGGUUCUGUUCACUUUUAGCAAAUUUAUGGUAAGAUAAACAUGUUCUGUCUCAUGUUUUUGUGGCAUUGGUCACAUAGGACCAGUAACUGAAAGGCAAGAUGCCAUCUGCGCAUACAAAAAAAUUACUCAUGCCACACAACAGAAAUUGUCCAAUCAAGUAAACCCAGGUCUGAAGCAUAAUGUAAGGAAAGCAUCAACGGUUUGUAUAUGCUUUCAAGUGUAGUAGCUGGCCUAGAAACAAAACACAACACAAACAAAACACACAGUAUCUUCACAUAAAACCCAAAACUACCUGGAUUCAGCCGUAUUAGAGAUCCAUUGGAGCAUUGGAGAGCGUGUAUUUUUAUUCAUAACUUCUUUUGAGCUUUCAGUGUUAGUUGAUAGAGUUUUUUUUCUCUGCAUAAUUUAGAUAAACUGCAACGUUUAACAUGAUAAUGUUUUAAAGACUUAGUUGCUAGUGUUAAAUAAUCUUGGCAUUAUAGGGGAAAAAAGUUCGUGCAAGUUAGGUUCUUUGCUGCUGUGAGAAUGUUGUCACCACUGGAAACGGCUCUAGUUCAUAUUUGUUUCUUAAUUUUAUGUUCAGUGAAUAUUUUUAAGAAAUGUAGAGCUGCUUUCACUGUCUAGAACUUUUCAGUAGAGCGCAAACUGACUUUAAGAAAGGGCCCCAGUUUCCAAAACAACAUUUAGAAUUCUGUAGAGUCAGAACUGUGGUGAGUGCUGUGUCGAUGAAGCUAGGGAGUGUGGGGCUUUCCCCGGGUUAUUCCCCGGCAGGAUGAAAAUGCUGCCUUUUCACGCACCGUCGAUCUGACUCCGAUUUGGGGAAAUGACAUUUUUACGCUAAAACAGCAACAUGUUUUAGAGUGCGUUCUUAGGAAAUUCUAAGAGCGGGAUUUUUAGAUAGGAAAUUUCCAGCUUCCUUAUUCGGGUGUAUUCCCAGACCCGGUCCUCUUACGCCACAACUGAAGGGGGAGGGUACGUUUCAGAUGCUUCGUGUUGAUGGAGAGAAAAAGCACAGUAUUGUAGCAGCACCAGUGUUAGCCACUAUCCUGAAGUGUCUUCAGUUUUCCAGAUCAUAUUCCAGCACUUGAAUCUCAGGGUCGAGUUUUAAUGAUAGAGGUAUUUAGUCACAUUAAAUCCUAAGAAUUUCUAUUUAAGAGGGCCAAAGUAAGUCACAGCAAUUUCUAAAAGUCCAAAAAUGGGUGUCCUAACGAACAUGCACCUGAUUUAAUAGGAAUAAAAUAAGCCUUUGUGGUCAGCUUUUGCUUUGCAGAGAAUGCCAGAUACAAAGGUUUUUGAAAUGGAUCAUUUCUGCUUGCUGUGCGUUAUAACCAGUGAUCUGAUGAACAGGGAUAAGAAUCCUUCAAAAUACGUAUAUGACUGGAUAUACGUUUUGUGAAACACGUUUGCUCAGUUUGAAGAGAAACGCGGGCUGACAAGUGAGCUGUAGGUUGCUGACUUGGCCCUAACUGGUUAUGCAACCACUGCUUUCAUUUCUUUGCAAAACGUAGUUAAGAUCUGCUUGAUACUAAUGAGGGCCUUUUAAAUUUGUUUUGUCCCCUACACGCUUAAGUCAGUUAGAACUUUGUGAAUCGACCUGAAGUUUUUUCUUGAAUACUUGUUUCUUUAGCACUUUGAAGAUAGAAAACCACUUUUUAAGGACUAAAUGUUAUUAGCUGCCUUGAAAGUUUCUCUGCUGGGGGUUUGAAAUAGUUUAGUUAUGUCUUUUCUCUAUGUCUAUAAGUAGUAUAAUUUGUUACAUUCAAAUACUAGUGCUAUCAACGCAGGGUUUUUUUUUUAACUGUAAAAAUAGAGGGAAAUGGUUAUGCAAAACAACAUAUUUUGCUUUUGAACGUAUUUCCUAAGUACAGAUUUAUCUUCCUAAUUAUGUUUACUUCAGCAAAUGCUCAAUUUUGUUUGCAUUCCUUGAGAAUGUAUUUAUUUGAAGAUCAAAACAAUUCGGAUGUAUAUCUAAAUAUUAGGCAGAAGCCAAUCUGUGAUUUUGAAAUGUCCUUGAAUAAUCCAUACAUAAAAAGGAGACAGUAAUACAAAUACAAAUAAAUGAGAGUUGGCAGUAUACUAUAGUGAUAAUUUUGUAUUUUCAGAAAAAAAAGGAAACUCCUGUUAUUUUUUUUUCCUUUUUAUUAUAAUGACCAGCUUUUGGUAUUCAUUGUUACUAAGAUCUAUUUUUAGAAUAAAAUUUGUUCUCCAUUUAAGAGUU